Messenger RNA from Anguilla rostrata (American eel), 3454 nucleotides. It is a transcript of the gene fam219b, whose product is annotated as family with sequence similarity 219 member B. The record is from RefSeq and is a predicted model, not a curated record. The transcript has 6 exons. NCBI's taxonomy places the organism in Eukaryota, Metazoa, Chordata, Actinopteri, Anguilliformes, Anguillidae. The coding region runs from base 240 to 782 and encodes 180 amino acids.
UACGUGACGAGUAAUUCCGGUAACUAGGACCCUGGGGUCACCCCUGCAAAAAAACGGAACUAGGAAGCAUCCAAACUGAAGAUAACGAGUGUAGCGGUUCAAUGCAGUUCUGGACAAAUUAGUUCUGAAACUUGCUGAUGUUCACUGAUGCGCUCAGACAGUAUUUAGCUUCACAUGCCAAGGAAUACGGUAUGCCGAUACGACGAUUGCUCUUUUGAAACACCAAAACGAACGAGAAGAUGGAGGAACAGGAAAGGGAUACUUUCCUCACUGUGCCCGAGUCCAAAGCUCUGUCGAAUCCAGCCGUCAGCACUGGUACACGACCCAAAGUGGCAGAUGGGGGGCUGCGGCCUGUGGAGAAGAGAGGCCCCUACAUCAUGUCCAAGGCUCCCGCCAUUCAUCAAAAACUGCAGAAGCACAGGGAGAUGGCCCGGAAGGUUCUGAAGAAGAAGGGGCUGAUGUCCGGCGUGCCAGUGAUGCAGCAGCCCAGACACGGCUCUAAGAGAAGUGUGAAGUUUAAUAAGGGCUACGCCGCUCUGAGUCAGCACUCUGAGGAUACCCUGGUGUCGCUGGACUCGGACAGUGAUGUUGAGCUGGAGUCUCAGUAUUCCUCUGGCUAUUCCUCAGCUGAGGUGCACCCCGACCUCAGCCGGCAGCUCCUGAAAGACGGCUACCGCCUGGACGAGAUCCCCGACGACGAGGACCUGGACCUGAUCCCCCCGAAAGCCAUGGGCUCCUCCCCGUGCUGCUGCAUGGACGUCCCCGCCUGCUGCGUGCAGUGAGCCCCGCCCUCCCCCCCUAACUCCCCGCCUUCCCGUCCCGCGCCGCCUCGCCCUCCCACUCCCCCCCCCCCCCCCCCCCCGAGCGGUGUCUCCCUCUGUUACGGCGGGGCGGACGGGCGGCCCAAAUCACCCCCACCCGCCGCCGCGCACCGCCACCGCACCAGCCCCUCCCCCGGCCUGCGGCGCGUUUACCCGUCUCUUACCUUCUAGAACCGCCGCGGAGAGACCAAAGCGACUCGGAGCCCUGCCCCGCUGCCCGGAGAGCAGCGCCGUUACUCAGUCACUUUAGGGCCCGGCCCGCUUAGAGCAAAGCGAACGGGCGGACGGGACGGAGAAGCGCUCUGACUGGGUCACAUUGAGGUGCCUCGCGUGUCCAUCCCCUUGUGCUGUACUGCUAGCGUCUGAGUGCGCCGCCGCUCGCGCUCCCCUAUAGUCAGGACACGCGUUCGUAAAAUACGACUCUGCAGCGUUGAAAAGCGUGCGGAGGAAAGGACUGCGCCGUGCCAGGCUUAUACGACCCUCUGCAGCCGCCGUUUCUUUAUGUGCAGUUUUAGUCAUUGGCUUUGUCGUACCUCAGAGGAAGGUGGGAUCUCAUCCCGCCAGCACUUAAAUACCGCUUGGAUUUUGGCUUUAAAGUGAACCGUUAAAGGUGGUGCAUUUGUAGUGAAGUGAAGGAGUGCUCCUGAGUGGUUUAUGCUGAUGAGAUGUCAGGUUAGGGGUUGUUGGCUUCUGAAAUAGUGUGAAGCCUUUAAGUGCGAGAGAAAGACUGUCCCCGCUUUGAGGGGCCUGUAAAACCAAGGUCGCGUUUAUUGGCGAGGGUUAAUGGAGCCGUUUGUGAGGAAUGAGGGCUCUGCUCAGAGCUUUUUGUGUCUUAGAGCACCCCGUAGAACAGUGGUGUCUAGGCUAUGGUUCAGGAGACCCCGUAGAACAGUGGUGUCUAGGCUAUGGUUCAGGAGACCCCUUAGAACAGUGGUGUCUAGGCUAUGGUUCAGGGCACCCUAGAACAGUGGUGUCUAGGCUAUGGUUCAGGAGACCCCUUAGAACAGUGGUGUCUAGGCUAUGGUUCAGGAGACCCCUUAGAACAGUGGUGUCUAGGCUAUGGUUCAGGAGACCCCUUAGAACAGUGGUGUCUAGGCUGUGGUUCAGGAGACCCCUUAGAACAGUGGUGUCUAGGCUAUGGUUCAGGAGACCUCAUAGGACAGUGGUGUCUAGGCUAUGGUUCAGGACACCUCAUAGAACAGUGGUGUCUAGGCUAUGGUUCAGGACACCUCAUAGAACAGUGGUGUCUAGGCUAUGGUUCAGGACACCUCAUAGAACAGUGGUGUCUAGGCUAUGGUUCAGGACACCUCAUAGAACAGUGGUGUCUAGGCUAUGGUUCAGGACACCUCAUAGAACAGUGGUGUCUAGGCUGUGGUUCAGGACACCUCAUAGAACAGUGGUGUCUAGGCUAUGGUUCAUACUUUCAUAGUCAUGAGAGUGGUUGUAGUGAACCGAGUAAUGCGCAUGGAUAAAAUAACUUGCAUGUGUUUUUUUUUUUUUUUUUUUGCAGUCCAUAAGUUACAUUGCACAUGCAGUUCUCUAGAUGUUUAAAAACGUUUGAAUUGGGAUGUGUUUUAAGAGGGCCAUUGGUUUGGGAAGUUUGGGAACCGUUACCAUAGAGUUUAUCCUGUGUUCCACCAAGGGAGAACUGCAGGUCUGAGACAGUCCCUGAAGCCAAAGGCUCGGAGCAGAACGGGAGGGUAAUCUGUCCCUGUUCGAUGGCCUCAGGAGUUCCGUGGCUUCUCAAGGAAGUGUUACAUUAGCGAAGACAUCUUACACUAAAGAGAAUCUUUACAGAACGGAUGUCUCUAUAUGUGUGGAUUCGAUUAUUCUGUUUGUUUUGCAUUCCUUUCGGAAUGUGCGACGCUAAGCCUGCAGGGGGCGCCGCGUCUCCGAGAGCGCAGGGGAAUUUCUGUUGCGCGCAAACGCUUUCCCGUAAACGCGGGACGGGCUGCAUUCCCUGGGUUUGGGAAGGAUUCUGCAAAUGCCUGAGGCCCGAAGGGCUUUCCUGACAACAAACGCAAACAUUUGUACCUCCUCGUACCAGGGGGCCCCCCUGGCUGUUAGUAAUGCAGCUCGUACUUGUUUAGCUGCAUGUAUAGAUUCAUUCAGUGUUAAGUUGCCCAACGCAGUUGUUUCACCGCGAGGCUGCGCGGAAGGCGCCAGUGGUCGGACAACUUCUGAACAAUUUCAGUUUGCAGCUUUGUGACGGGGGGGGUGGCCAGUUCCAGAAAUGACUGUAAUUGAUUAGUCCCCCCUCACCCCCCCCCUCCCCCCCAAAAAGACUGUGUGUGGCUGUACUGUGCUAAGGAGUGUCUUUUUAAAGUCUCCAAUUGAAGACUUUGUGUGUUUAUGCUAGCGUUUUUUUCCUCUCCUGUUAAAUAUGUGAAUAUUUUACUGGUCUCACGGUGCAGUCGGCUGCCUGCCCACUCUUGCCUGUACUAUGCAACUAAUGAGACAAUCUAUUUCUUUACAUGACGCACGUUACUAGUUUGACAGAUACUAAAGUGUUACAGAGUGCUGAACGCAAUAACUUGAACUGUUCUUUUUAUGUUACAGAAACACUAAUCUUUGUAUAUUUAAUUAUUGUAUAUUGUUUUGCUAUCACGAAUAAAGUUUUAUGUGGAAAGUUA